Boeremia exigua is the source of this 1921-nucleotide messenger RNA. Its product is annotated as immune inhibitor A peptidase M6-domain-containing protein. Gene Ontology annotation, biological process: proteolysis. The record is from RefSeq and is a predicted model, not a curated record. Bases 1 to 1851 code for a protein of 616 amino acids. Gene Ontology annotation, molecular function: peptidase activity. NCBI's taxonomy places the organism in Eukaryota, Fungi, Ascomycota, Dothideomycetes, Pleosporales, Didymellaceae. The transcript has 8 exons.
AUGUCCCACGCACACCACGAAGCACGAUGCUUCGUGCCUCCUCACCCCUCCCUGCUGGCGCGCACGAAACGGCUGCAAUUGCAAAACCCAAACGAUGCUGCUACUCUGGCAAGAGUCCAGACCGCCCUCCCCCGACAAUCUAGCCUGCUCGGUCGAGACGAUGGAGCCAUCUUUCCCAAAUCACAUUUCUCACCGCAAGCGUCCAUUAAGACGAUGGCUGCUGCAGCUCUUGAACGAGCACCGUUGCGUAACGCUAUCAGGAUCAUCGUCGUUGUAGUUGAAUUUCAGGACGUGAAGUGCCCUCCGGAGACAAUCGAUCGUACGAAGGAUCUCUGGUUUUCUACGAACAAGAUUCCCACUGGCUCCGUGACGGAUUUCUACUCGGAGGUGUCCAACAACGCUGUCUCCUUGACCGGUGAGGUUGUUGGGCCGUUCACGCUGAGAGAGAAGAUGUCCCAUUAUGCCAACGAUCAGUCUGGAAUGGGGUGGCCAGGCCCGAACUCGCAGACGAUGGCCGAUGAGGCUUUCCUGGCUGCGAAAGACCAGGUUGACUUCAAGCCGUAUGACAAUGAUGGCAAUGGCUACGUCGAUGCUUUUGUGGUCGUUCAUGCAGGACGCGCUGCAGAGGAAACCGGCCUCGGAAGUGACAUCUGGAGCGUCAAGUGGGUUCUCCCGGAGGAGCGGGAAGCAAAUGGCGUCAAAGUAUUUGGCUUCCUCACGGUACCGGCAGAUGCCAAGUGCGGCGUGUGUGCACAUGAGAUCGGCCAUCUGGUCUUCGGCUGGCCAGACUUAUAUGAUACCGACAGCUCAUCCGCUGGUAUUGGGAACUGGUGUCUGAUGGGCUCCGGCAGCUGGGGCGGUGGAGGCGACCGGCCUGUCCACCCUUCUGCAUGGUGCAAGUCAAAUCAGGGCUGGGUUGAGACUGUAGUGGAGACUAGUAACCGCCAGAUCACGCUUCGGGAUGUAAAGGACGGAUACAAGAUCCAUCGUCUCUGGACGAAUGGAGAUACCGACAGCAAAGAAUACUUCCUCGUUGAGAACCGACAGACUGUCAACAGCGACGAGUUCUUGCCUGGCAAAGGUUUACUCAUCUGGCACAUUGACGACCGCAUCGGAUCCAACACAGACGAGAACCAUCCUUGGAUCAAACUUAUGCAGGCUGAUGGCUUGGAUCAGUUGAAGCAGAACUUUGGCAGAGGAGACGAUGGCGAUGCCUAUCCAGGGUUCACAGACAACCGUAAGUUCGACAGGCUGUCGAAUCCCAACAGCAAGUCUUACCAAGGGACUGACACGCUCAUCUCUGUGACGAACAUACCAAUCUCACAGCCAAUAAUGACGUUUGACAUCACUGUCACGAAGAGCGAUCAGCCACAGGUGGACAAGUUCAACCCCAGAAUGUGGUACCGCCUGAAGAACACGUAUCAGCCAUCAACCCACUGCCUUGAUACCAUCAACGACAAUGAUGUCAACAGCAAGGGUCUGCUUCAGAUGGCAGUUGCCGGAUCCUUCUCUGGGCAGUACUGGCAAUUGAAAGCAAACGAGGAUGGGAGCUACUUCCUCCGCACCCUGUUUCUUGGCCCGGAUCGCCAGCUUGGCGUGAAGGACGAUAGGAUAACACCGAUUCUCCAAACUGCAAACCCGUCCGCUGUAUCCCAAUACUGGACGAUUGAGGCAUGGGAUGGUCCAGAGGAUGGAACAUGGCAUCUUGAGAACGCCUGGACCGAGCAGUCGCGAUAUCUAGAUACCAUGGAAGGUGGCCCGAGGGUCGAGAUGAACCAGGCAAACGAUGGGCGGCCGACUCAGAGGUGGACGAUUGAACCUAUCCGUGAGAUCACAGAGCCCGGCUUUUGAUCAAGGUAGUCAGCUGAGCGUUUGAAUUUCGUUCCCCGCUGUUGAGCGCCCCAAGUAUCAUGAAUCCACG